Molecule: messenger RNA, 1482 nt
Organism: Exophiala spinifera
Lineage: Eukaryota; Fungi; Ascomycota; Eurotiomycetes; Chaetothyriales; Herpotrichiellaceae
Exons: 2
Coding region: 1-1482 (493 amino acids)
Source: RefSeq, a predicted model, not a curated record
AUGACAGCAGUUCGUCACAGUCGAUCUGUGGCAUUGGGAAGCAGCAACCCCGCAGCAGGCAAGACAACUUGGAACGUGUCGCAUGGUGAUCUACAGCCAUGGAACGAGUCUGCCACACUCGUCGACGACGUCUCCUACAACAAGGCCGUCCUACAAUUAACCGCAUCCAUGUCCGAGGAUGACCUUGAUGACGAAGUUUCGCGGCAACUUGAAUCUCUGGGCUUGAUACAACCAGCCUUUGUGUCGGCGCUGCAGGUGAUUACUUCCUCUCUCUCUACGGUCACAGUUGCUUCAGAUUCAAUCAAUCAGAGUCCAAUCCACCCACAAUCCCCGGAUUUGAAAUCCUCGCCUGGAAAUGACCACCAUCCCGUUACGCGAUCGUCUCACAUCUCCGACCAUUCGCCUACCCAGUCCAACUCUCCUUCAUCUCGGGUGAAUGCAGACAAGGGAAGAAACUCACCUUUAAAAAGAGGUUUGAAAAGGCUUUCUGGUUUUCGAAGAAGAAGAUCUGGCUCGGCGGCGCUUGUGUCCCCAACCUUGACCAGUCUCAGCAGUACAGACACACAUCAGAGUGAACUAGGCUCUAUAGACAUGAGAAACCCGUUGUCGAUCAGGUCGAGCAAGAGUUCGUGGUCACCAACUUUGCCCACAUCCAAACACAGCUAUGAUGAGCCUCCUCCCAUUGACCAGGACGCUCUCAAGCGGAGUAUGGAAUCCCAGCAGUUGAUGGGCCUUCGGAUGACCCAGUUGGAGGAAAAGGUCCGUUUUCUGGAGUUCCAGACCACUCUAAUCUCGCAGCUUAGAACCCAGAAAGAGCAUGUAAAAAAGCAGAGACAAGUGGAGCAUGAAAGAAUACUGUCCGAGCAAAGCACUAAGAAUGAAGAAGCCGUCGAAGCCCUCGAGGCGCGUCAACUCGAAGAGGAGUUGAAGAUGCAGAAGGAGCAUGAGCUUGAGAAACGAGCUGUAAUGGUGCGACUGCGCCACAUGGAAGCCUAUUGCCACACCUCCACACCGCCGCCAGACUCUAUCAGUCCGGGUUCCGGCCGCUCAUCCAUCGAUUCUGCCCUACCAGAAAGAAAAGUGACGGACAAAGACUAUCACAGCCUUGCUCAACAAUACCGCGAACGAGACGUAAUGGACACCUUACAUUCGUCGAAGAUCAAUGUUCUGCGCGGCAGGCAGAAGAAAGCCGUCGAAAAAAUGAUUGCGAAGAAAGAGACCGAACUCAAGAAAAUGGAAGAAGACCAAGCAAAAGAACUACAAACAAUUGACCAAAGUUUCACCGCUCAAGAAGCCCAGUUGAGACUGGCUCUUGGGGUAAAGCGUACCAGACUCGAGAAUAGGUGGAAAACACAGGCAUUAAUCGAAAGGACCAAGCUGGAAAAGGCGACAGGGCUUCCAUACGCUCCCCUACCCGAUGUCAUUGCCGUGGAGGAUCCCGUGACGACUGAUCUCACCCUUUCCCUCGGCCUCAGUAUUUGA